AUGCAUCUACAUAAGCACUUGAUGGUACUACUAGUAAUCUUGGGGUCAACUAUCUCUUGUUCUUCUUACAUCAACCAUCAUCAUCCAGCCUUUAAUCAAGUACUUCCUGCACCACCAAGAACCCUCUUAGCACAAGACCAGCCUCAACCACAGCAAUUCAAUGUGGAUGACUAUGGAGCCACGGCUAACGGCACCGACGAUUCUCAGGCAUUUAUGGAAGCAUGGAGGAAUGCUUGUAAUUCUUCCAAUGGGACUGAGUUUGUGGUUCCUGAGAACAAAGUGUAUCAUCUUAAACCAAUCACAUUUUCUGGUCCCUGUAACCCUAAUUUAAGAGUCAAGGUUUAUGGGACAAUCAAAGCUUCUUCUCAUCGAUCCGACUACGAUGAAGAUAGAAGACAUUGGAUUACAUUUGAAGAUCUUGAUAACUUUUUUGUUGAAGGGGGAGGAACCAUUAACGGAAAUGGAAGAAUUUGGUGGAUAAAAUCUUGCAAAGUUGACGACACUCAACCUUGCAUAGGUGCACCAACGGCAUUAACUUUCAGGAAUUGCAAGAAUUUGAGACUAAAUAAUAUAAGGAUUAAAAAUCCUCAACAAAUCCAUUUAACCAUCCAAAAUUCAACGAACGUGAUAGCUUCAAAUUUGAGGGUGAUUGCGCCGGCUAACAGUCCCAAUACUGAUGGCUUUCAUAUAUCUGGUUCCAAAAACGUUCAGAUCAUGGAUUCUAUCGCGAGAACGGGUGACGAUUGUGUUUCAAUCGUAAACGGAUCAAGUAAUGUCGUAAUCAGAAAAAUAGUAUGUGGUCCGGGUCAUGGAAUCAGUAUUGGAAGCUUGGGAAAAAACAAUUCAGAGGAUUUCGUGUCAAAUGUGUUGGUAGAUAAAGUCGUACUUACAAAUACCACAAAUGGAGUCAGAAUUAAAAGUUGGCAGGGAGGAUCAGGAUAUGCUAAAAACAUCAAAUUUCAAAACAUCAUAAUGCGUAAUGUCACUAAUCCAAUCAUAGUGGACCAGAACUACUGUGAUCGCAAAGAAGCAUGUCCAGAACAGGACUCAGCGGUACAAAUGCAAAAUGUGGUCUAUAGGAACAUAAGAGGAACAAGUAAUUCAGAGGUAGCCAUAAAUUUUGACUGCAGCAAGACGUUCCCUUGUCGAACGAUUUUGUUAGACAAUAUAGUUCUCAAUCGUGAAGGGGAUGAAGGAGACACGAAAGCAUCAUGUUCAAAUGUCAUGUUAGCGACCCGAGGGGAAGUUGCACCAAAUUGUGAAUGACUCAAAGCAAA
Cynara cardunculus var. scolymus (artichoke) is the source of this 1277-nucleotide messenger RNA. RefSeq names its product polygalacturonase QRT2. The transcript is spliced from 9 exons. Lineage: Eukaryota; Viridiplantae; Streptophyta; Magnoliopsida; Asterales; Asteraceae. The record is from RefSeq and is a predicted model, not a curated record. Gene Ontology annotation, biological process: pectin catabolic process; fruit dehiscence; anther dehiscence. Gene Ontology annotation, molecular function: polygalacturonase activity. The coding region runs from base 1 to 1266 and encodes 421 amino acids.